Molecule: messenger RNA, 629 nt
Organism: Manihot esculenta (cassava)
Lineage: Eukaryota; Viridiplantae; Streptophyta; Magnoliopsida; Malpighiales; Euphorbiaceae
Product: late embryogenesis abundant protein Lea14-A
Exons: 2
Coding region: 60-509 (149 amino acids)
Biological process (GO): response to desiccation
Cellular component (GO): cytosol
Source: RefSeq, a predicted model, not a curated record
UCUUUGCAUAUUCUUUCUUCAUUUCGAUCUUUCUUACUUCUUUCAUUUCUAAAAUUACAAUGUUGCAGCUGCUGGACAAGGCAAAGAAUUUUGUGGUGGAGAAGGUAGUUAACCUGAAAAAGCCGGCGGCUACUGUCAACGAUGUGGAUAUGAGUAGCGUCCACCGAGAUUACGUUGAAUAUUUUGCCAAGAUUUCUAUCAGUAACCCAUACAGCCAUUCUUUACCCAUCUGUGAGGUCUCCUACACUCUUAAAAGCGAUGGCAGAGUGAUAGCGUCAGGAAAUAUGACAGAUCCUGGAUCACUCAAGGCAAAUGGUGUAACAAUGCUGAAUGUGACAUUAAAGGUCCCUCAUAGUAUACUAAUGAGCUUGGCGAGGGACAUUGGCACAGACUGGGACAUAGACUAUGAGUUAGAAGUGGACCUCACCAUUGAUCUUCCUAUCAUUGGCAACUUCACCAUUCCCCUCUCUAAUAAGGGCGAGAUCAAGCUCCCCACCUGGCCUUUCUGAUCUCUUCUAAUUUCUUGCUUUUGUUAUCAGUCAAAGUCCAUUUGUUAUGUAUGAGAUGAGAUGGGUAUUUGAACUCUGAAAGAACUGAAUCAUUUUCUUCAUGAACUUCUACUUAGCAAA